Molecule: messenger RNA, 1578 nt
Organism: Aspergillus luchuensis
Lineage: Eukaryota; Fungi; Ascomycota; Eurotiomycetes; Eurotiales; Aspergillaceae
Gene: HOM3
Product: aspartate kinase
Exons: 4
Coding region: 1-1578 (525 amino acids)
Biological process (GO): amino acid biosynthetic process
Molecular function (GO): aspartate kinase activity
Source: RefSeq, a predicted model, not a curated record
AUGGAUGAUCAUCAGCAAAACCAGAAGGAUCCUUUGGAAGUUGCCAGGUAUGAGUCAAAAGACUCACCGGAUAGCAAUUGGGUUGUGCAGAAGUUUGGAGGUACCAGUGUUGGGAAAUUCGCAUUGAACAUCAUUGACCAAGUGGUAUUACCAAGUUUACUCGAACACCGCGUGGCUAUAGUUUGUUCGGCAAGGAGUAGUUCAACGAAGGCUGCAGGAACCACAAACCGCCUUUUGCGAGCAGCUCGGGAUGCGGAAGACGCUCUAUCACAAGAAUAUGCUUCCCUUGUUGAGGCAGUCCGGCUCGAACAUAUCCAGGUCGUUGACGAACAAAUCCAGUCCAAGGUACUUAAGUCCCGGCUCAUUUCAGAGAUAAACAACGAAUGCGACAAAGUACUUCGAGUCCUGGAGGCUGCACAAACUUUAGGAGAGAUAAGCGCACGAUGCGUGGAUAAAGUGAUUAGUACAGGAGAAAAGCUCAGUUGUCGCCUCAUGGCCGCUUAUAUUCAGGACCGCGGUGUGGAUUCACAGUACGUGGAUCUAGCUGAGGUCAUCGAUUUUCCCAUCUCGAAUCAGGGUCUCGACCAGGACUUCUACAAUAAUCUCGCUGCAGCUCUUGGCCGAAAGAUUCGGGCCUGUGAGAACAAAGUGCCAGUUGUUACUGGGUUUUUCGGAACCGUACCUGGUGGCCUCCUCGAUCAAAUUGGCCGCGGUUAUACUGAUCUUUGCGCUGCCCUCGUUGCUGUUGGAAUAGAUGCCAAGGAACUCCAAGUCUGGAAAGAGGUUGAUGGAAUAUUCACCGCAGAUCCCCGGAAAGUGCCUACUGCACGCCUUUUACCUGCAAUCACACCAGCCGAGGCAGCUGAACUGACAUUCUAUGGUUCGGAGGUGAUCCAUCCCUUCACUAUGGAGCAAGUCAUCCGUGCCAAGAUUCCAAUUCGCAUAAAGAAUGUUAUGAACCCAAGAGGUGAUGGCACCGUGAUCUUUCCAGACUCCACUUUUGAACUGGAGAAGACAACCCCAGGUCAUGAUCCGAGACUAUUCCGUACUCGCAGCCCUAGUCUUGUGCAGCGGCCUAAACGCCCAACGGCGGUAACGAUCAAGCACAAGAUCUUGGUGAUUAAUGUACAUUCCAACAAACGUUCGCUCUCACAUGGAUUCUUCGCUGGGAUAUUUUCCGUUCUCGACAGGUGGAGACUUUCUAUCGAUUUGAUAUCUACAAGUGAGGUUCAUGUCUCGAUGGCUCUUCAUUCGGAAAUGCCUCUUCUAAACGGAGUUGGGAGGGAUGAAUACCAGGUAAUUGAUGAAGAUCUCAAAGGUGCUUUGCGCGACCUGCAGAGAUAUGGUACAGUUGAUAUCAUCCCCGAGAUGGCAAUCCUUAGUCUUGUCGGGAAACAGAUGAAAAAUAUGAUUGGAGUAGCUGGCCGCAUGUUUUCUACCCUAGGUGAGAACAAUGUCAAUAUAGAGAUGAUUUCCCAGGGUGCAAGUGAGAUCAACAUCUCUUGUGUCAUAGAAGAAAGAGACGCUGAUCGUGCUCUAAAUAUUAUCCACACCAGCAUGUUCACAUUCUUGGACUAA